GGAGCAGAUGAGGAGCGACCGGGAUCUGCAAACGCUGGAGGCCAGAGCACGUUUACAUGCAGGAGUGUGGCUCAAGAAGGCUGAAGCUUCUGCGAACUCGAUGUUGGAGUCUUUCCCCGACACAGACCCUGUCGGCAUAGGACUCCCUUCCACUGGUCAUGGUAUCGCUUACCUCGCAUGGAAGUUCCGCGGGCACCUCUUCGUAGACGAUCACGCAUGGCACCAUUUCUAUCGCACGCUGGCCCUGCGCUACGCAGACAAAUACCCGGACAUUACCGCGGCCGACUCGUUGCCAGUACCGCAUUUCUCCUUGACACAGUAAUGCCGGUGAUGCGCUUCUCCUUCAGCUGCUGUAUGGCAUUCAUCGGCGCAGUAUCCCUCAACUUCAUGACAUCGCGAUGGGCGGCGCGCCCGCGCAUGUUGUUCCUCGGUCUGGACAGUGUCGCGAGGCUGGGGUGGUAUGGCACGACCCCGUUCGUUUUGGCUUUCACGUCCAUCGCGCUGCACUAUCGUCGUCCGCUACAGCUGCAGGACAAGGCCCGCGUGACCGAGAUGCUGGGCAAGACUUAUGUGGAUGUCGACUGGCAAUACGGCCUGCUCUCAGGCAGACGUCGUUUGAAGCCUUGGUUUGAUGCCGUGUAAGUUGAUUUCAGUAUUUUAGUGUUCGCGAUCUGGUACUUAGUAUACGGUACAUACCUUCCACCGCUCUCACACGCUGCGUCCCUUGCUUUCUAUGAUAUCUAAACCUGCUC
This is a messenger RNA of Trametes versicolor FP-101664 SS1, 752 nucleotides long. RefSeq lists its product as uncharacterized. The transcript has 4 exons. Lineage: Eukaryota; Fungi; Basidiomycota; Agaricomycetes; Polyporales; Polyporaceae. The coding region runs from base 178 to 642 and encodes 154 amino acids. The record is from RefSeq and is a predicted model, not a curated record.